Molecule: messenger RNA, 259 nt
Organism: Cooperia oncophora
Lineage: Eukaryota; Metazoa; Nematoda; Chromadorea; Rhabditida; Trichostrongylidae
Source: the annotation of a GenBank genome assembly
AGGAACACAAGGUUACGUUGACAACUUAGCCCAGAAGGAAAUACAUCGAUUGGCUGAGCAAAAACAACAAGAGAAGCAGCUGAAGAAGAAAUUGAAACAGCAAGGCAAAAAAGCUCCAUCACCGACGUUUGACCCUGACCAGGAAGCGAACCUGGACCGAGCUGCACAAGAAUUGGCGAUGAAAAUGGCCAGCAUGAGAACUGAUCUCGCGGAACUCGAACAAGCCAACGGCCAGCAUCAGAUAGUUGCUCCGGGAUGA